This is a messenger RNA of Xenopus laevis (African clawed frog), 7945 nucleotides long. It is a transcript of the gene dot1l.L, whose product is annotated as DOT1-like histone H3K79 methyltransferase L homeolog. The transcript has 28 exons. NCBI's taxonomy places the organism in Eukaryota, Metazoa, Chordata, Amphibia, Anura, Pipidae. Gene Ontology annotation, biological process: regulation of gene expression; DNA damage checkpoint signaling; regulation of cell cycle. The record is from RefSeq and is a predicted model, not a curated record. Gene Ontology annotation, molecular function: histone H3K79 methyltransferase activity; histone H3K79 trimethyltransferase activity; methyltransferase activity. Gene Ontology annotation, cellular component: chromosome, telomeric region; nucleus; cytoplasm. Bases 154 to 4344 code for a protein of 1396 amino acids.
AAGAUGGCGCUGCGGAGUCGCUGAGUGUGAGUGAAGGGGACACCCGGGGACCGGCAGGGCGGAGAAAAGGGCGAGAGAUUCCAAGAAUUAGAGAGAACGUCCUCCUUAUUAACCAGCACCGCCGGCGGAGUUGGAUUAGUAUGCUCUCGGGACAUGGGCGAGAAGCUGGAACUAAGGCUGAAGUCCCCAGUGGGAGCCGAGCCUGCUGUCUACCCUUGGCCGCUGCCUGUUUACGAUAAGCACCAUGAUGCUGCACAUGAAAUUAUUGAAACCAUCAGAUGGGUCUGUGAAGAAAUUCCAGAUCUCAAGCUUGCAAUGGAGAACUAUGUUCUGAUUGACUAUGACACAAAGUGCUUUGAGAGCAUGCAGCGGCUGUGUGAGAAGUAUAACAGAGCCAUUGACAGCAUCCAUCAGCUGUGGAAAGGCACUACUCACCCUAUGAAGUUAAAAACUCGUCCGUCUACUGGUCUCCUUCGCCACAUUUUGCAGCAGGUCUACAACCACUCUGUAACAGACCCUGAAAAACUCAACAAUUAUGAGCCGUUUUCUCCUGAGGUGUAUGGAGAAACCUCCUUUGAUUUGGUUGCCCAGAUGAUUGAUGAAAUUAAGAUGACUGAAGAUGAUCUCUUUGUAGACCUUGGGAGUGGUGUUGGGCAGGUUGUUUUGCAGGUUGCUGCAGCCACAGGAUGCAAGCACCAUUUUGGUGUGGAAAAAGCAGACAUCCCAGCCAAGUACGCAGAGUCAAUGGACAAAGAGUUCAGGAAAUGGAUGAAAUGGUAUGGAAAGAAGCAUUCAGAAUACACACUGGAGCGUGGAGACUUCCUCUCAGAGGAGUGGAGGGAAAGAAUAGCUAACACAAGUGUUAUUUUUGUGAAUAAUUUUGCCUUUGGUCCUGAGGUUGACCACCAGCUAAAGGAGAGAUUCGCCAACAUGAAGGAAGGUGGCAGAAUCGUAUCCUCCAAACCCUUUGCACCGCUGAAUUUCAGAAUAAACAGCCGAAACUUGAGUGAUAUUGGCACUAUUAUGAGAGUUGUGGAGUUAUCACCUCUUAAAGGAUCUGUAUCCUGGACUGGAAAGCCUGUUUCUUAUUACCUGCACACUAUAGACCGUACCUUACUUGAAAAUUAUUUUUCUAGUUUGAAAAAUCCUAAACUCAGGGAGGAGCAGGAAGCAGCGAGAAGAAGACAACAGAAAGAAGGAAAGAGCAAUACAACAACUCCUACAAAAGCUCAAGAGACCAAGGAUUCUGCUGCAGAGGAGGAAAAGUCUGCCUCAGUCAAGAAGGCUUCUCCAGCCAAAGCCCGAAGAAAGCUUAGCAAGAAGGGCAGGAAAAUGGCAGGUCGCAAGCGGGGACGUCCUAAAAAGUUGCUUACAACCGCAACUGACCGAAAGUGCUCUAAAUCACAGACUGCACUGGAAACCCUCCAUCCACAAAAUGUACCUGUUCCUCAGUCCCCAAUAAAAUCAGCCCCUCAGGAUUCAUACAAGACACCUCAUAGUCCCUAUUAUCAGCUACCUCCAAAAGUGCAACGUCAGCCUUCCAAUCAGCUUCUGUCAUCUCCUACCCCUCCAGCCCUACAGAAAUUGCUUGAUUCAUUUAGGAUCCAGUAUUUACAGCUUAUGUCUUACAUGAAAACACCCAAUUACAAGGCUGGUCUGCAGCAACUGCUGGAGCAGGAAAAGGAGAAGAAUUCACACCUACUUGGUGCUGCCCAACAGCUGCUCACACAUUGUCAAGCUCAGAAAGAAGAAAUAAAGAAACUGUUUCAACAGAAACUGGAUGAGCUGGGUGUAAAGGCCCUCACUUACAGCGACCUCAUUCAAGCCCAGAAAGAGAUUUUUGCUCACAACCAGCAGUUAAAGGAGCAAAGCCGACAGUUAGAGGAGGAGAAUGGAGCAUUAAGAAACCACAGCUUGCAGUUGCUGCAGGCACGUUGCGAAGAACUGAAAUUGGACUGGAAUACACUGUCUUUGGAAAAUCUGAUGAAGGAGAAGUUGGCCCUAAAGAAUCAAAUAUCUGAAAAGCAGAAGCACUGCUUGGAGCUGCAAAUCAGCAUUGUAGAAUUAGAAAAGUUUCAGAGACAGCAAGAGCUUCUCCAGCUCAAGUCUUCCACCAUGCCAGAAGACCCUCCGCCUAGCCAUAGUCGCUCCAAAGGUAGCUUUGGCAACAACUUCCAGGCUGAACCAACUUCAGUGCGCAUGAUGCCUCCUCCAACUUCUCACACAAAUGGUCUGAGUCCUGAACUGUCCAUGAAUGGUCAUGCGUCUCAUUACGAGCUGUACCAUUCCUGUCGAGGGGGAAGCAGGCCCUGCUCCAAGGAGAGUACGCCAUCUCACUCAGACCAUGCUGACAUUGUUUCCAGUACCCAAACCCAUGCAUUCAAGCACAGAGGAGAGAAAACAUUUGGUCCAACCCAACCAGACUACACACGCUACUCCCCUGCCAAAAUUGCAAUGAGACGGCAUUUGAACCAGGAACCCUUGUCUAAUGGUAGAAGCAUUGAAAUAAAUCAUAGGUGUAAUGUUACAAAAGAAAGUGGCCUCCCGUCCAUAAGCCCUGGUAUUCCAAAUGGUGUCCAGUUUAGCCCUCAGGAAUCGUACCCUUCUUCCCCUGAUUUAAUCCAAACACCAGGGGAGAGGGGACCUGAUAAGAUGUUUCGGGAGCGGACUUCUCCUUCUAAUCCAGAAACCAUCACCAGUCUGCCUAUUAGUAUUCCCCUGAGCACAGUCCAGCCUAACAAGCUGCCAGUCAGUAUUCCACUGGCCAGUGUAAUCCUGCCGAGCCGUGUGGAGAAGAGGAACACCCCCAGUCCUGGAAGUCAUAGCAGAGAUGGUUCAUUCUCAGAGAAUCAAUUUGGUGCUACUAAUAGCCUCAGUUAUGCAGCUGUUUCAAAACCAUUGGCUACCUCAGGUUUCUUCUAUCCAACCAUGUCAUCUUCUAUAAAUGGGCCAGUUUUGAAUAGCCAUGGGUCAGAGACGGACGGAAUGGACGACUCUUCAAAUUCUGGCACAUUGUCUAAUUCAGGAGGAUCGCGGAGCUCCACCCCUUCCUACAGUCACCUGAUCUCUCAGCGCUCCCCUGCCCAACAUUCCACAUCUGCUAGUCCAUGCACAUUUCCAGAUCCAAGUAAAGGUUCUGGUGAAGGGGAUAUUGACACAAGUGAUGCUGAAAUGGAAGCCAAGCGACGGAUUAUCUUCACCAUUACCAGUGGAAGCUCCAAUGGCAGGUCACCAUCAAACAAACACAGCCCUUUAACUGCCACAAUCCGCAUGGAGUGUGGCACAGGGCAGGAUUCCAAAAGGAGAAGCAGUAGGCGAAAAAGAUCUUCUAAUGGCAGUCACAAUUCAGCAAUAUCACCUAAACGCAGAUCUCUUCCCACAUCCCUUGGUCUGAGCAGUUAUACUUCAGGAUCUCCAUUGAAUAUCAACUCAAUGGUGAGUAACAUUAACCAGCCCUUGGAGAUUACUGCAAUCUCUUCACCAGAAGCCUCUAUAAAGAGUUCCCCUGCUUCCUAUCAGGAUCAUGAUUUGCCCCCAGUUUUAAAGAAAGAAAAACCCCUUCCUGUAUCUAAUGGUGUCCACUACUCACCCUUAACAACAGAGGAUGAGGCAGAGUCCGAGGAUGACACCCAGAGUGCAAGAACACAGCGAAAAAAUUCCAGCAUGUGCUUUGAAAGCAAAGACUCCCCCCAGAGAAGUGAAGGGGAAAGAGGUGUCCCAUACUCUAGCAAGAAGUCUUCCUGUGAGAGUGUAGGAAAGUGGAAAGCAACAUUCUCCCCAAUUUCUGAUGCAACUCCCAGUCGUGCCUCUGACAGUCCUUCCUCACCUCUCCGACAGAACACACAUUAUUCCUCUGGAGAGGGAGGCCGCAGAGGAUCAGGCGGUUUGAGUCCUGGUUCUGCAAAUGGCCUCGGUGACCAUCCCUGGGUAGAAGGGGGCAAAGGAGAGUGCAACCUUUUCUUAAGUAAAAAGAUUUCUUCUGAAGGUAGCAAAAGGGAAGACCGGGGGUCUGCAGCAAAAUUGGACCGUUCCAGCAGUAAAGUCCCCCGAAGCCGUGAAAGGGAUGGGGGCGCCUUAUUCAUGACACAAGGCGCCGGCGCUCUCUUGAAUGGCAAGGGACCUGGCCCAAAUCCUCUACACCCACACCAUCACUUUUUGAGCAGCUUAGCAGCUGGCUCUCAGCUUGCUUUGCAAGGUGGACUUAACUCUGUUGCUAGCAAUUCAGUUCUGCAGUCCAUCUUCAGUUCCAUCCCUGUACAUGUGACUGGACCAGCUGGACGAUUGUCUAACUCUCACAGCAUGUCUGGUUUCACAGUUCCUGGAGGUACUGUAGGAGGUAUUUGAAAUAUCUACCUCACUUCAAAUCACCUAUGCAAAGGCAGCCCUGCUAAAUUUGGUCUUUUUCAAUUUUCAUCACCUUUUGACCAUAUGGUGCUCAACACAAUUUUUGGGGAUGGGAAGGAAUUACUCCUCCCAAACCCGCCAUCGUAGCGACCACUGGUUAAACCUACAAUCUUUGUAUCUGUCUCUGCCGCGAAAAGACUCACCAAGGUUCCACUGUGAAUUUAAAAAAAAAAAAAAAAAAAAAGAGCGGCGAUUGGGGAAAUCUCAUAAUUAUUUUUUUAUUUAUAAAAGUUCUUUGUUCACUUGUUCUUUUCUUUCAUUUUUUUGUGGGAAUAUAUAUAUAUUUUUUCCUUAAAUGGAGGACGCAGCUCUACGGACGAGCAGAAAAGUGAAGACAGUAUAUGGAUUUUGGGUUUAUAUGGGUGAUCGGGCAGGAUUUGGGGUCCUGUCACCACUCAAAGCAGAUUCAACUGGUGCUACGCAUACAAGAUUGUGCCUCGCUAAACUGGUGCUGUUAUGUUGCGGUGCUCUUUAAACAGUACACACUGGGACCCUGGAUCCAUUGUGUCAAGAAUAUAUGUGCUUAAUUUAUUAAUGACUCCUGACCCUAUAAUAACCAAAGUACAUUUUGUUUUGUUGUUAUGAGACUGACAGAUUUUCUGUUCGCUCGGGAAUUGACCUCUCCUCCUCUUCUUCUUUUUUUUUUCUGUGUUUUUUUUAGUUUAUCUUGUUUUUCAUGAGAUGAAAUGGCAGCUAAUUAAUUGUGUGUGUCUUUCUGGAACAGCAGGUAUGGUUCUGCCAUAGAAUUUUGUGGCAGGUUAUUAAGGCACAGUGAUAACAUUUAAACUGGGACAUAGUUUUAGUUCAUUAAUAUGUGGCCCUCACCCAGCACACUUGCGUUAAACUUUACCGUCUGAUUUCUUACACCUCUUUUAGCUACUUGAUUCCUUUUAAUAUAUAAUUUAAUCUGUGUAAUACACACAAGCAUAUGUAUGUGUGUAGCUGGUGCACUUGUGCGUGUAUAGGAUAUUUGUGUAUAGGUACAUAUAUUUAUAUGUAUAUAAGAAAUCUCACAAACACAUAUCUAUAUAUACUUUGUGCAUAGAAAUCCAUCCCCUCCAACAUUACAGGUUCCAAGAAAACCUGAAAUCCAUACAUAGAAACAUCAAGCAGUAGUAGCCAUUAGAUCUAGUUUCUGCUUGAAGAAUGUCGUUCAGGUCUCUGGUGCAAAGCAAAUUAUUGAUGGCAGCAAAAGCUAACUUGGGAACAAGAGCUUUAUGCUCGUGUUCUGUUUUUUAACAUAGCAAUUCAGUAUUCCCCCUGAAAUAGAGUCAUCCUUUCUCUCUCUAAGACAUCACCUGCUUCAGCCCUAUAGAAGAAGCCCUAAGCUUAAAAUUAUUUUUACUUCUGGAAACAGUUAGGGAUUCUGAUGGUGCUAAAGGUCCAUUGUGUCCUCGUUUUUCUUGUAGAAUUGUUGUUACUACAAGAGAUUACCUAUUCUGACAUAGCUUUAUCAACACUCUUUGGACAGGCUAUGUAGGAGCCUAAGGAGUUGUUCCUUUUCUGGAGAGUUAUUGUUCUGGCUUGGUUUUGCUUAUCAUGUGGCACUGGAUAUUUAUAGUGGGAUCAGUAGAGGAGACCUGUGGGAGUGGAUAUAAAGAAAGCUUGUGACCAGUUUGCUAGUGAAGCCAUGACUAAAUGGGCAACCCUAAAUCAUCAUAAUCAUAUAUUUAUGUAGCACUAGCAAGCUAAACAGUGCUUUAAAACAGGAGCCUUACAAUAAAUAUGAAUAAUAAUAACAGAAUAUAAAUGUUAUGAGGGCCCUGCUCAUGAGCGCUUACAAUCCACUGGCCCUGGACACUAUUUAUGGCCAGCAUUACAGUAAAUUGAGAGGGGCUUUGGGUUUCAUCUAAGAUGCAAUUGAGUCACAUGAUGGUCACUUGAAACUGACCCCCUUGCUGCCAUACAUGCCUAGUUAGUUAUGGUUGGAGUAAAGGUAUAGUCAAAAUUGGCCAGCCAAAUCUGGACAUGUCUCGCAGCUAAAGGGCAAAGACACAGGUGAUGAUUUUGGGCUUAGGUGCUGGUACUACAUUACCCAAGAUCACCCCCUCCUCCAUUGCCUGAUUUGGGACAUUUCCAAGCAAAAUCUCAUGGAAAGUUAUUAGAGGAGCAUUUUAAGAUGAUUUCUAUAUAAGGCAUUGGUAAUCAAUUUGGCACCACCUAUCAAGAUCAAGAGAUCACAAUUGUAUCACUGUGCUAAAACCACAAACCAAGCCAUGUAGGAAAAAUGAAAAUGCAUUUUUCAGCUCCUAAUUAUAUCUAGCGUUUAUCAAACAAGUCCUUAGGGGAAAAAUGAUAAUCUAAAUAUAAUGGCAUUGGUAUGACUAUUUUAUAUAGGAGUGCUUGUAAAUGCUGCAGUGACAUUGUGGCAGCUGCAAGCCAUAAUCCAAUUAAAGGGAAGGUCUUUUUCACUGGGCCAUAAAUUGCCAAAAUGCAUCAUACAGAUAUUUCUAGUUCGUAAACAGUACUAACCUUUAAUCCAACUGGAUUUAAAGAAAAAAAUAAUGUUAUAUAUAUAUAUAUAUAUAAAUCGGGCUAGUUCAGCCCCCAAUAGCACCCUAAUAAACUCAGACUGGGCUUUAAAUAGUAUCUAGAACAAGGCAAAGCACUGCUCCACACUAUUAUUGCUCAUAAGCUUUAGCUGUAUCCGUUCAGAAGUCAUUUGUUCUUUACCAGCGGUUCCUUUCCAAAUCUCUUCUUAUAAGAACAAGAAGUCCUGUCUAAUUCUAACUUUGUAUCUGCACCCAACUGACACUUCAGCGUAGAACUUCUCAUAGACCAUUCAGUGUAGGAAUUGCCCCAAUCGGCUCACAGAUACUUUCAGCAUUCCAAAUGCAAUGUUGAUCCAAUGGACAUGUGGUGCUGAACUGCCUUAAUAACCCACUUAGGGCAACAGAAAGCAGCUGAUCCCUGGCUUUGCGAGAGUGCUUUCAAUACGGAAUCUAAAGGUGCUUGGCAGUUUGUAUAAUAGAAUCCAAUUUAAUCUAUUUUUUUUCCUUUAUCUUCGCUAAAGUAACGUUUGUAAAGAACAUCCCAGUAAAUUCCUUUAUUUAGUAAUUAUUUUGAUACUUGAGUAUGCUCUUUGUAAAAAAAAAAAAGAAAAGAAAAAGUUGUUCCCCUUUUCUUUUUUCUCCCAUACUUUCUGCAAUCACAUUUGUAAAUCUUCAGCGGACUUUCUUUUUCCGAUGGAAAUUUGAACACUGAAAUUUCUCUUGAAUUACCGAAUUCCUGUUUUUGUUUUUAGUGAAUCUUUCAAAACUUGCCUGUGUUUUUAACUUUUUUAGAGGGGUCUGUACAGAAAACGUGUUGGAAAAAUGAAAUCUUGCUUAAAUUUCAUACUAAUAAUAAUGAAUGUUUCAAAAGGAAGAUGGUAUACAGCCGUGAUACCUUUUUAAAAAGGCCUGAGGUCAAAAAGGCUGUCGAAUAACCCUCUUGGAUUAGGCAUUUGCAAAUCCAGUCAAAUAUUUAUCUAAAGCAGUUGAAAUGUUUGAAUCUCGCAAACCCCCUUGUUAAUAUCAAUAAACUUUUUUAUGAUCUGUAA